CAGGUUUGGGGGCAAGCUUUUAACUAACAGGGCGGUUUUAGUUUUACUUGUGUAGUCGUGUACCCGACCCCGAUCCGCGUCAUCCCUACUGUCGACUGCCGGCGCCUGAGCUCAGUUGACUGUUGUCCUUGCACUCUUCUUGGUCGAUCUGCAGACAGGGGCGGAGGGGUGGCCCAGUGCAAAAAUAAGGCUCGUCUAGUGUAGCAAACUGUCUGGCCGUAAUCUAAAGCAAAGAAGCGCAACAGCCAAUCGACAGAGAUAACAUCCGACGCAUCAUGCACCUCGCGCACAGAGACUGCAACGCCGAUUCGUCGGAUGUCGCAGCUCAUCGCUCGCUUGCUCCGUCGCUCUCAUCGCUGGAGGUCGGACACGCACGGACGCCCCUCUGCUGCUCGUCGUCUGCUCCUGCCGGUCACUAGACUGCUGUCGUCUUCUCUAGAGCCUUGAGGACUCCAAUCUGCUGCUGCUCGUCUGCGCUGGCUGCUCGUCUGCGCCGGCUGCUCGUCUGCGCCAGCUGCUCGUCUGCGCCGGCUGCUCGUCUCUUAAGCCAAGAUAACUAGGAGAACUGUAAAGCUGUCGCCGACGAGUACAUUGAAUGCGAAAUCAUGAUUAUCUUGAUUGAUUUGAUCCUACAUAAAAGACAAGCUUAUAGGCACUUGUUCUACAAUAUGUUUACUACGGAGAAACUUAAUUUUGAGGGAUUAUUAUGGAAAUUACUACUGGUGUUCCUUCUCUUGGAUUCUUAUAGAAUGAUGAUUUUAUGCACUAGUCCUGAGGAGAGGAUCUGGCCUACGACCUUUGCUUCACUGGCCUCCAUCUACAGAAAGGUUAUGUUUGGAGUCAUCUUUGGGAACCUGGUUUUGCUUGGAACAUUACUAUUUGGCGCAACGAGGUUUCUGGAAUCAAUUGUUAGAAAUUCUGGGUAUAGGUCUGUACUGCUUGCAAUCCUCGUCUCGAGUUACUUAAAGAUCUUCCUUGUGGCCAUGAUGGUGUGCGUUUUGCUUUCCGCAUUAAAUCUCAUAUAGGUCUGUACAGGAUCUCAUAAGGUUCCCAUAGCAAAAGUACAUAUACCCCAUGUACUUUAUUUAUUUAUCAUCUAAAUAACCGUGCCAUUUUGCUAUGGGAACCUUCUAGCGGGACGGAGGUAGUACUUUUUUAUGAUUUCUCAUACGAUGUUUAUAUUGCAUUUGUAAACUUUUAAAAAAUAUUUUCUUUUUAUUAGAUUUUUACUUUAGUAGGUUUUUUCUUAAAUAUUAUAAUCUCCGUCCCUCCAAGAUUUAUCAAAUUUGGUAAAAUUUGUGUGACUUUAAAUCAUUUUUACUUUAUUCGUAUUUUAUCGAUUUAAUAUCAAUCACCUUUUUAAUAACCAUGUCACCUCUUCAUAUCUCAACCUUAGUGAAACUAAGGUAGUACUACGUGGUAAAUUAUACCGUACAGCCGGCUGUACGGUGCUCACCGUACAGCCGGACGUUUUGUAAUUAAAUCUCUAUCCCGACUAGCAACUCAUCGAUGACUGCCUUUCCCCUUCACGUGCAUAAAUAUCGCAAACGGCAUUCCGAUUCUGUACUAACGUUCGAUCACUGCCUUUCCCCUUCACGUGCCGGGAAGGAGCUUGAUAAACCAUUCCGUAUUCCUCAAGUGAAAUCACAGCUCCGAAUGAACAAAUUGAAGCAAUUUAAAGCAGCCGCCGAUAUAGAGCAUGGGCAUCCAUCUUUCUCAGCCAUCUCAAGAAAAAAACUCAAGCAAUCACAUCACAAUCAUGGAGGAGUCAUUGGGGAUGACACUGAUGGAUUUGAUCACGUUUAUGAAUAUUGAACAUACUAUAAAUGAGUUUUAUGUUAAUCUCAAAUGAGUAUAUCGCUAAAAUGAAUGAAAAUACACAAACGAGCUUUUGAUUUUUUCGAUACUCAUUCCGUAAGUUGUCUAUGCUCAUUUGGUAUCGAUGUUCUACUCAUUAGAUUUUAACAUAAGACUUGAUUAUAGACGCGAGAGCAUAGAUAAUGAUGCUCAACCAUACGAUUCUAAUACUCAAUAGAAGAGAUUUGAUACUCAACGAAAAUGUAUUCAUGAUCAACUAAAAAACAUACGAUUUUCAUAUCAAU
Messenger RNA from Cuscuta epithymum, 2102 nucleotides. Lineage: Eukaryota; Viridiplantae; Streptophyta; Magnoliopsida; Solanales; Convolvulaceae. The record is from the annotation of a GenBank genome assembly.